This is a messenger RNA of Peniophora sp. CBMAI 1063, 273 nucleotides long. Lineage: Eukaryota; Fungi; Basidiomycota; Agaricomycetes; Russulales; Peniophoraceae. The record is from the annotation of a GenBank genome assembly.
AUGUCCUCAGCACCAAAGUCGCCGUCCAGCGAGGAUAUCGUAUCUCAAAAGUAUGACCGCUGCAUGGCGGACCUGCUGGUCAAGUCCGGCAUUGGCUUUGGUGUAGGCGUUGUCGCGUCCGUCAUUCUAUUCCGCCGACGAGGAUGGCCAGUCGCCUUAUCCACCGGUUUUGGGGCUGGUAUGGCGUACGCCGACUGCGACCGCUCGUUCAACCCCGCGCGCAUCCAGGGCGUUCGCGUGUUGACGCAGGAGGAGCUCAAAUCGAAGAGCUGA